Messenger RNA from Penicillium argentinense, 534 nucleotides. RefSeq lists its product as uncharacterized. The transcript has 2 exons. NCBI's taxonomy places the organism in Eukaryota, Fungi, Ascomycota, Eurotiomycetes, Eurotiales, Aspergillaceae. The coding region runs from base 1 to 534 and encodes 177 amino acids. The record is from RefSeq and is a predicted model, not a curated record. Gene Ontology annotation, molecular function: iron ion binding; oxidoreductase activity, acting on paired donors, with incorporation or reduction of molecular oxygen; heme binding.
AUGCCAGCGGUGUUCAACACUCAAGAUGAGGAUCUGCACAAAAGACUCCGGAACCCAAUUGCUUCGCUAUAUUCCAUGACGAACGUGGUAAAAUUCGAACCAUUGGUCGAUCAAACCCUCGCGGUGCUCUUGAAACAGCUCGACGGCCGGUACCUGGGCAGCAGUGUGCCGUUUGAUCUCGGAAACUGGCUGCAGUAUUUUGCGUUUGACUCGAUGGGUACAUUGUCGUUCUCUCGACGAUACGGGUUCCUGGAACAAGGCCGCGAUGUCCAUGGGAUUCUGGGCGAGAUCUGGACAUUUAUGAAGACAGUUGCCCCGAUGGGCCAAAUUCCGUGGUUCGACGAGCUUUGGAACAAGAAUGCCUUGAUCACCUUGUUCAAGCGGCCGACGGGGUUUGGGGUGUUGAAGGUCGUCGACACGUUUAUUUCUCAGCGCAUGGCCCGUCGUCAAGAGGACGAUAGUUUGAAAGAGAAGGAUAUGCUCUCCCAAUUUCUCAAUAUACAGGUUUUAAACCCUGAUGUUCUGCCCUGGUAA